UAUAAAAACAUCUUUGGUUAUUAAAGAAGGGUUUUGUUAGGGGAGAUUUUCAAUUCAAAUUUUUGUUGUCGAACAUUCAUCGUUUUCUCAAUGGACCCGGAAGUUGUUGUUCGCAAACAGCAGCAGUAAUUACACGUCAUUGAUUGGUUAGAAUUACACAAAUACGACAACUUUAGCAGAGUAUUUUUGUAUGUAGUUGAAAUUUAUAGAGAAACAAAAGACAAAGACAGGUGUAUGAACAACAACCAAAUGUAUUAGUUUUACGCAUUUAUGUUUCGAACAUAUGCUCUUCAACAGAAAGGAAUAAGAGAAAAUAAGAGGUUGUUGUGUCCUAGCAUAUGUGCUGCUUAUUUUAGUUUUCGUAUUUUCCAGUGUUGUUUGCGUGCCAAUGAAGCCCAUUUGACAGAUAUUUGUCCUCAUCUCGUUUGUUAACACAACGUUUCGGCUGAUAUACCCUCUAGCCUUCAUCAGGGAAAUUUCGAACCUAAUGUAUUUUGUGAUAUUAUUUUGAACCUAAGGUAUUUUUUGAAAUUAUUAUUAUUCAGGUCACUGUCUGGAAUCGAACUCGGAAUCUUGGGGUUAGUCGCCCGCGCUCUUAACCACUACGCCUUGUUGUUGGCACUCCGUUGCUUACGACGUCGAGGGUUCCAGUUGAUCCGAUCAACGGAACAGCCUGCUCGUGAAAUUAACGUGCAAGUGGCUGAGCACUCCACAGACACGUGUAUCCUUAACGUGGUUCUCAGGGAUAUUCAGCGUGACAAAGCCGACCCUUUGAAAUACAGGUACAACAGAAACAGGAAGAAAGAGUACAGCAGGGUUCGCCACCAUCCCCUGCCGGAGCCUCGUGGAGCUUUAGGUGUUUUCACUAAAUAAACACUCACAACGCCCGGUCUGGGAAUCGAAACCGCGAGUCCGCUGCCCUAACCACUGGGCCAUUGCGCCUCCACACUACGCCUUAUACCCGUGGGCAAUUAUGGAGUGAAAAUCUAAUAUCGUAUUUUCCAGUGGUGUUCUCUGUCUAUUUUUUUUUAACUUCAUCCCACAAAGGGGAGGUGGUCUCCAUUUUUCCAUACAUGAUCAGCUAUACCCGAUUUAUCAAUAUCUCCUCGUGUCAAGCUUUGCUAUGUUCAUCUACCCUUAUUUUGAAGGGACGGCAUGUUUCGCCUUUGUAUAACCUACCACAGCUGCAUGGGAUGGAGUACACGUAGUUUUUGACGGAGAAACCGAAAAGGGGAUAUAACGAGAGUUAUGUUUUCUUAUAUUAUACGCAUGUGCAAUAGACUUGAUUUUCGCUUGUGUUUGGAUUGUGUUGUGGUUUUCAAAAUUGCUUCUGUAGCACAAAUAGUUUAGCGAGAGUUGUGCUCGCAUCAAUCCGUAUACAGCGCGGUUGGGUAACCUCCCUUGGUAGCUAAGUGUUUACAGGCGAUCCCUAUAGGUGGCAGCUCUUUGGCUUCGCGCCACAAAGGAUUCCUGUUGACGGUUGACUUUCAGCUGAUUCCGAUUUGGAUUUGUGCGACUCAGCAUUUUAUGCCAGACCUCCACAUUCAACACGUUCUCCAUAACAACUAUUAACCUAUCUCAAAUGGAUGAUUAUCUUUAAGGGUUAUUUCCUCAACUUCCUCUUUUUUAUUUUACCCGAAGAAAACCCCUAUUGUAUAUUUCCAGAUAGAUCUGUUAUUAUUACCUUUCUUGUAACCUUUGUAAAAUUCCACUGAGAUAUUUUAAUCAUGUUCCGAGCCGGAAUAAACUCGUAUAGUUUUAGGGUCCCUGUAAGUGACUUGCUUGUUUUCUUAUAAGAAUCUGCAAGGGGAAUUCAACGUGAAGUGCCAUGAAUGGAGCGCGGAAUGUCAGGAGAGAAAACUAUUUAUCCAGCAUGACUACUGACAACCAAACGGAGUUACAGCAUCAUCCUUUAUAAAUCAUUUCUAAUAUUGGAAUUGAAGAAUUUCAAAAGUAUCAUCUUUUAAAAAUCUAUAGAAAAAUGUUAGACCAAACACAUACAGUUGUGUUGAUGUAAAUCUUUGGAAGAAUUGCAGUCAGAUAUUUCCUGUGAACUAAGAUUAGCAAUGUUGCUGUACUUAUCUGACUGGAACGUUUACUAAGUACACUUGGACAAAUUUACAAUGAAGUUACAGCUUAUGAUACAAUCAAAGAUCAGAACUGGUGGAAAUACAGCACUAAGAAAAACUUGAAAAAUAAAAGUAUAUCAUUGGUGAGAAAAGGAAAAUUAUGGAAAAUUAUUUAAGCAAAAACAAGAUUAGAUGUAAAGCACAGUCUACAAAUACUGAUAUCUGUAAAAAGUCAUUUGCUAUAAAAGGUAAUCUAACUACUAAACGUAUUCACACAGGAGAAAAACUAUUUUACUGUGAUAUCUGUGGUGAAUCAAUCUCUAAAAGUAGCAACUUAACUGCUCACAAAUGCAUUCAUAGAGGAGAAAAGCCUUAUCACUGUGAUGUCUGCUCUAAAUCUUUCUCACAAAAAAGUAACUUAACUGCUCACAAACGAAUUCACGGAGAGAAGACAUUUGAUUGUGAUAUCUGUGGUAAGUUAUUUUCUCAAGCAAGUUACCUAACUGUUCACAAACGAUCCCAUACAGGAGAAAAGCCAUAUGUCUGCAAUAUCUGUGGUAAAUCAUUUACUGUAGCAACUAAUUUAGCUUCUCACAAACGCACCCAUACAGGAGAGAAGCCAUACCAUUGUGAUAUCUGUGGUAAGUCAUUCUCUCGUAGAAAUAGCGUACUUGCACACAAACGCAUUCAUACUGGAGAGAAACCAUAUCACUGUAAUAUCUGUGGUAAAUCAUUCUCUACAGGAAGUAGUUUGUCUACUCACAAACAUGUUCAUGAUGUAGAUAAAUCAUAUCAUUGUGAUAUCUGUGGUAAAUCAUUCUCACAACGUAGUAACUUAACUAUUCACAAACGAACUCAUACAGGAGAAAAACCAUAUCAAUGUGAUAUUUGUGGUAAAUCAUUCUCUGGAAGUGGUGUGUUAACAACUCACAGAUAUAUUCAUACUGGAGAAAAACCAUAUCACUGUGAUAUCUGUGGUAAAUCAUUCUCUACAGGAAGUAGUUUGUCUACUCACAAACAUGUUCAUGAAGUUGAUAAAUCAUAUCAUUGUGAUAUCUGUGGUAAAUCAUUCUCACAACGUAGUAUCUUAACUAAUCAUGAACGAACUCAUACAGGAGAAAAACCAUAUUAUUGUGAUAUUUGUGGUAAAUCAUUCUCUGUAAGUGGUGAGUUAACCGAUCACAGAUAUAUUCAUACAGGAGAAAAACCAUAUCGUUGUGAUAUCUGUGAUAAAUCAUUCUCUUCACGGGGCAACUUAAGUAGUCACAAAUAUAUUCAUACAAGAGAAAAACCAUAUCACUGUGGUACGUGUGGUGAAUCCUUUUCUCGGCUAAAUCGUUUAACUACUCAUAAAUGCAUUCAUACAGGAGGGAAGUCAUAUUGUGAUAUUUGUGGUAAAUCAUUCUCUGGAAGUAGUGUCUUAUCUAGACAUAAACGGAUUCAUAGAGGAGAAAAAGGUGAUGCAGUUAAACAUAAACGUGUUCAUUCGGGAGAGAAACCAUAUCGCUGCAAUAUUUGUGGUAAAACAUUUACAGAAUCAAGCAGUUUAUCCUCUCACAAACGCAUUCAUACAGGAGAGAAGCCACAUCGUUGUGGUAAGUCAUUCUCUGUAUCCAAUAAUUUAACUAAACACAAAUACGUUCACACAAGAAAGAAACCACAUCCCCGUGAGAUCUGCAAGAAACCAUUUUCUGAACAUUGUAACUUAAUUAAACACAAGUAUAUUCAUAGAGGAGAAAAGCUGCAUGACUGAUACCUGUACUAAAUCAUCAUCUCAUGAAAAUCACACAACCACAUUUGUAGGCAUUCAUUUACAAGUGUAAGAGUAACCAUAUCAAUGUGAAGUCAUUCUCUAAAAAGUGUCCUGUACAACCAUGAAUGUUUUCAUGCAGAUUGGUUCUCUGAAGGCCAUUUAGUUAUAGAAACUAUUGCAAAAAUGGAACAUACAAGCAAGACAUUGUCCUCUGACCCAUUUCAGAGGGCAGUGACUUUGGCUAUGAUGACUCGUCUAACCCAUACCGGCAUGGAAAGAGGACAUGAUGAUUACAAUGAAUAUAUAACAGUAUAAUAACAACCUCGUAGCUAUAUAUUUUAUGUAACAAGUAUAUCUCCAUUGGUGAGAGAACUUACUACUGUAUGUUUAAUAAAAGCAUUAUACGUGAAAUAUAUUUUUGAAAUUCAAAAUGAAAAAAUUAGGAACAUUUUCCUGCAUCUAUACAGUGCAAGACAAAUGAGAGCUUCUUUCAUUUUAUGUGAGUCUAUAAAUCAAGGAAGCUUUUGUCUUUGUAUGUGGAUUACUUACUUGAUGGUAUGACAUUUUAUCCUACAAAUUAUUGAAAGAAUUUUUCACUUGUUGCAAUCCAUGAGAGAAUAUUAUACCAUAUUUCUGCAUAGUUUUCCUGUAGUAAAUAUGUUGAUACUACACACACACACAGAAAACAAAAGAAGCUGUCGUUUAUUUAUACAUGUGCACACAAAAAGAGGCUUUCAUAAUUUGUAUAUACACACACUAAAUGAAAGAAGCUGUAUGGAUGUGCAAAAUAAUGCAUAACUUUUCCAUUUUCAAUUUUAAAAUUUCGUUUGUUAAAUUACACUUGUCUUCUUUUUCUAACAAGAUAAACAAACAAAUGUUGAAAACGUUCUAAAAUGAAGAGGAAAGUUUAUUUUAAAAUUAUGUUAUUUUAUUUUUAUACAGAACCAUAAUCUUAAAUAUUGUAAACAUAUAAUCCAAAGGAGUUGUAGAAAAAUAUCAAAGAAGUCACAGAUGGUUAUAUGAUUUGCUUUCACCAGAACUCUGCUUGUAAACAAAUAAUUUUCAUAUUAACAAAGAACUGUGAGCUAGCAGCACACCAGGCACAAAGCUUAAUGGCAUUCUGUCCAUCUCUUUAUGAACUAAGUUCAGAUUCCACUAAGGCUGUGGUAUCAAUAAAAUAAGUACCAGUUAAACAUUGGGGUCAAUGUAAUCAACUUAUUCCUCCCAUAAAAUCACUGGUCUUGUGCAAAAACUUGAAACCAAUAUUACCAAAGAACAUUGUAUUGUGUAUUAAGAAUUAAUUAAAUGCAAGUGUCAGAAUAUUGCAUUGUUAUGCAAAA
Messenger RNA from Octopus bimaculoides (California two-spot octopus), 5162 nucleotides. RefSeq lists its product as uncharacterized. The record is from RefSeq and is a predicted model, not a curated record. Gene Ontology annotation, biological process: regulation of transcription by RNA polymerase II. Lineage: Eukaryota; Metazoa; Mollusca; Cephalopoda; Octopoda; Octopodidae. Gene Ontology annotation, molecular function: RNA polymerase II cis-regulatory region sequence-specific DNA binding; DNA-binding transcription factor activity, RNA polymerase II-specific.